Messenger RNA from Papilio machaon (common yellow swallowtail), 1627 nucleotides. It is a transcript of the gene wcd, whose product is annotated as U3 small nucleolar RNA-associated protein 18 homolog. Bases 149 to 1462 code for a protein of 437 amino acids. NCBI's taxonomy places the organism in Eukaryota, Metazoa, Arthropoda, Insecta, Lepidoptera, Papilionidae. The transcript is spliced from 2 exons. The record is from RefSeq and is a predicted model, not a curated record. Gene Ontology annotation, molecular function: protein binding. Gene Ontology annotation, biological process: rRNA processing. Gene Ontology annotation, cellular component: Pwp2p-containing subcomplex of 90S preribosome; small-subunit processome.
GUCGUUGACCUGUCAGUUGUCAAUGUCAUAACCAGACAAAACUCAAAAAAACAAUAACCACGAGCCACAAGUAGCACAGAUUUUUGUGUGUUAAUGUUUUGAAACAUUAAUUAAAGCACAAGUAAAGAAAUCAGAAUAAUAAUAUAAAAUGAAAAGAAAAAUAUCAGGUAUUGAGGCACAAGAAUCUAAGUUAUCUUCCCUUCUGUUCAAUAAAUCCAACAAAUUCACUGAAAAGCUAUCAAAAAAAUCAGACGGCCUCAAAGAUGAAAGGAAACCGGCGUGGUUUGAUGAAGACGAUGAGCAAUUCAUCGAUAAUACAGUCCCACCUAGUUCGAAGGAGAAAAGUUUGUACGCUAAUAAACUAAAGCAAAAAUAUAACACUUUAAUGGGCACACCAACUUGGGCAGAAUUGAACAAAGCAGAAAACGUCGAGGAUGAUGAUAAGGAAAUAUUGAGAACUGUUGGACAUUUAAAGAAAGUAAAGUCAAUUGGACUUCCAAAAGACUUCUUAGAAUACAAAAAGUUUCCAACAAUAAAUCGAGAGACAAGCAAUGAGGGUGCGAUUAUACGAUGCUUGGAAUUUCAUCCCAAACUGAGUGUAUCUCUUGUCGCAGGUACAUCUGGUGUAGUUUCCUUGUUUUCUAUUGGAGGAGAUGUAAACACUAAACUUCACAGCUUCAAACUGAAGAACUGGGAUGUGAAAGCGGCUCAUUUCACACCUGAUGGUACUGAAGCCUAUAUUGCAUCAAGCAAUAAUCACAAUUAUUGUAUUUACGAUUUAGUAAAGGCUGAACCUAAAUUAAUACAAUUGCCUAAAAUAGUGAAAAGACCCAAUAUUUUUAAAUUGUCUUCUGAUGGCAAGUAUAUUGCAACAAGUAUUGGUUUGGAUGAGGUGUAUAUAAUAUGUGCAAAGUCAAAAGAACUCCUGCGAUCACUCAAAAACAACACAAAUAUUGCAUCCGUGGCUUUCAGUUCUACUUGUGAUAAGUUGUAUUGUUAUGGGAUGGAAGGUGAAAUAACUGUCUGGGAUAUGUCAACAUUUAAAGCUCUGAGCAAAUUUCAUGACCAAGGUUGUGUUACAGCAUCAAAGAUAGAAACCAGUGCAUGUGGUAGACUUUUAGCUACUGGUAGUGGGGAAGGCAUUGUCAAUGUGUAUGAAAUGUCCAACUUAACUUCUCUAUAUCCAAUUCCAUUAAAAACAAUUUCCCAUUUAAAAACUAAAAUAACAAAUAUAACAUUUAAUGGAACAUCAGAAAUACUUUCAAUAUCAUCAGGAUACUAUCCUAAUGCAAUCAAAAUUCUUCAAUUGCCAUCAUACCAUGUAUUUUAUAACUUUCCUUCCAAUUUAAAUUUGUAUCAAGUGCAAAAAGUGAGCUUUUCUCCCAACAGUGGUUACAUGGCAAUUGCUAACAACAAAGGAUGUGCCUUCCUAUAUAGGCUUAAACAUUACAAGAAUUAUUAAAGCUUUAAAAAUUGUUUUAUUUACCUGAAAACUUCCAUAUCUUUUAUUUUACAUUUUAUUUUAAACCUAAUACUAAUUAUAUAAGAAUGGCUAUUCUCUCACCAAUGCUACUAAGUAAUAACUAUUAUGGUUCAUUCGCAAUACUCAGGCUUUGUACAUAAACAC